AUGCACCUGUGUUUACCCGUACACCGUAAAGACAGACCUCAAAAACUAAGCGAUCAAACUCUGAACCUCAUGACUGAACGGCGCUUAAUGACGCUGCAGUCCUCGGAUGGCGCGAAGUCAUAUAGGCAGCUCAAUAGACGGAUCUGCCGGUGUUUACGAUGCGAUCUUCGAAUCUUUAAUACCAAUCAUAUUAAAGAGACGAUUGAGUGGAACAAAGGCUCCAAAGUUUUCGCCAGAGACCUGUCUAUUGGGCAGAGCCAGCUGGCAAAGCUCAAGAGAGAGGAUGGCAGAGUAGCGUCCACGAAGCUAGAGUUACUGAAGGAAAUCGAAAGGUUCUAUGGACAGCUGCACACCUCGGUUACCAAACCUGUUAAAAGCUCAGCCGAAGACACUAGAGCGAAACUCACCCGACACUAUACCGAAGAUAUCCCGGACAUCAGCCUGUGCGAGAUUAGGAUGGCCCUUGAACAGCUCAAAAACAACAAGGCGCCGGGCGAGGACGGUAUUACAUCAGAGCUUCUGAAAGCGGAUGGAACACCCGUACUUGAAGUCCUUCAGAAGCUCUUUAAUACCGUCCUGUUCGAGGGUAUCACACCAGAGGCAUGGAACAGCGUGGUGGUGCUGUUCUUCAAGAAAGGCGAUAAGACUCUUCGAAGCCAUAAGAACUAUAGGCCUAUCUUGCUCCUGAGCCAUGUUUACAAGCAGUUUUCGAGAGUUAUUACCAAUCGUCUCACGCGCUGGUUCGAUAACUUCCAGCCUCCCGAACAAGCCGGUUUCCGAAAAGGGUACAGUACCAUAGACCACAUUUUCACGCUGCGGCAGAUUGCAAUUCCAUUGCGGAGUGGCCUGAGACAAGGAGAUGUAAUAUCUCCGAAGCUCUUCACCAAUGCGAUGGAAGAUGCCUUCAAACUCCUGGAAUGGGAAGAGCUUGGCAUCAAUAUUAACGGCGAAUACAUCACUCACCUUCGGUUUACCGACGAUAUCGUAGUCAUGGCAGAAUCGUUGGAAGACCUCAGCAAAAUGCUCCAAGACCUCAAUCGCAUUUCCCAACAGGUGGGCCUCAAAAUAAACAUGGACAAAACGAAAGUCAUGGCCAAUUGCCAUGUAGCGCCCACCUCAAUAUCAUUGGGGAACUCGAUUCUCGAAGUGGUAGACGAAUACGUUUAUCUAGGACAAACGGUCCAACUAGGAAGAUCCAGCUUCGAGAAAGAGGUCACUCGGCGAAUCCAACUCGACUGGGCAGCGUUCGGGAAGUUACGCGGCGUCUUCACGUCCAAAAUACCUCAGUGUCUUAAGACGAAAGUAUAUGAACAGUGCGUGUUGCCGGUGAUAACCUACGGUGUCAAGACGUGGUCUUUAACUGUGGGCCUUUUAAGAAGGCUCAGAGUCACUCAGCGAGCUAUGGGGCGGGCUAUGCUCAGCGUUUCUCUACGUGAUCGAAUCAGAAACAAGGAGAUCCGUAGACGAACAAAGGUAACCGACGUAGCGAAACGAGUCAGCGAGCUGAAGUGGCAAUGGGCAGGGCACAUUGCUCGAAGGACUGAUGGCCGAUGGAGCAAAAAAGUUCUCGAGUGGAGACCACGUACUGGAAAUGAGAUGGACGGACGAUCUGGUCAAGUCCGCGGGGUAUCGCUGAAGUUAUUGGGAAAGCCCUAUAUCCAACAGUGGACGUCUUACGGCUGA
Vanessa tameamea is the source of this 1683-nucleotide messenger RNA. RefSeq lists its product as uncharacterized. The coding region runs from base 1 to 1683 and encodes 560 amino acids. The record is from RefSeq and is a predicted model, not a curated record. The transcript is spliced from 2 exons. Lineage: Eukaryota; Metazoa; Arthropoda; Insecta; Lepidoptera; Nymphalidae.